AUGUCCAGAAUGUUCAUGAAGUUUUCUGGUUUCAAGCGGCGCAGAAACAGCAGAAAGAAGCUGAAAAGUACAUCGCGAUUGUUCCUGGGGUUGGGGAAAAGAAUGAGACGACUUGCUAAGAAGAAACGCCGGAAGUCAAUGCUGAAGAACACCUCUCGAUUCAUGAUGAGGUUUAAGGCCAGCAAAAAGAGGAAAAAGGAGAAAGAGGCCAAAGAGAAAGCGGCAGCAAAUGGGGGGAGGAAGCCAACCUAUAUGCUGCUUCGUCUGGGUGGAUGGAAAGAAUCAAAUGAAAAGAAGGGGGGCUUUUUCAAAGGCUUAUUUGGAAAAAAGGAUGGUGACGGGCCAGCUGAUGACUUCAAGAACAGAAGUCUGUUGCUGGGUAAGGUUGCAGCAGCAACUAAUUGGCUCACAAAACGCUUUCUGUCAACUAAAAUGCGAGGAAAUUCAGGACACCAUGGCUGGGGGGGACGUAGAGCACACACCCGACAAGCCAGCUCCAGAGGUUAUCUCCGUGCUUACCAUAACAAUGGUUAUGAGCAUGGGGAGGAAGCUUAUGGAUGUGACCAGCGUCAUUCAAUCCGCCAGAAAGGUUAUGGAGACACUUACGAUGUUUAUGGUGGUUAUAGAGAUGAGGCAGCUGCGGCAUAUAGAAACCAGGGUCAGUUUGCUUACUAUGACAGUGGAGCAGGGGGAGCAGACUAUCAAGACCUGGGUUACUAUGAGGAAGAAGGGCUUCAUGAUCCAAAUGCAGAAUAUUAUGAAGGCGGUCUUUACGAUGAGGACAUGGGGGACUACUAUUACCCUUAUUCCUCUGCCCAAGGCUGCUUUAACAACCAGGAAGCUGAUUACUAUGGUUACCAGCAACAACAGGCAGUGGAAAUGUAUGGUGACGAGGGUCAGGACUAUUAUGCACAAAUGGCUGAGGAUCAUAUGUAUGGAGGAGCAGUAGAUGGAUUCCUUGACCCUCAGGCUCAGGAUUAUUAUGAUGAAAAUGGUGAAGGAGUUUACUACCGUGAUGCACAAGGGGGUUACUAUGACAAUGAACAGGCAGGUUAUUAUGAGGACCAUUAUGCAGCAACUAUGGGAAUGCAAGGGGAAUUUCAACCAGACUAUCAAUAUAGCUAUAGUGAUGCUGGUAUGCCCUACCAAGACCACAGCUCCCAGCAGGCCAUUGGAUUCCCAACAGGUGGCCAGCAGGUCUUUGGUUUUGGAGGGCAGGGGAUGGAUCAGGUACAGGGCCUGUAUGGGGACCAGUAUGCAGAACAAUUGGAUCAAUAUGGGGAUGAUACCGGGGGAGUUCAGGGAGGGGAUAUGACAUUCAGAGUUCCUAGACCUCAAGUACGCUUGUUUGGGAAAGAGCGUCUGGAUGUGCCCCUGCCCCCUCCACCUACUUUGCCACCUGAUCCAGAAUUUGAAGACAUGUCAGAAAUCCAGUAUGAAGACCAGAUUCCUCUUGCGCCAGGUCAACCUGGAGACAUGAUGUCAUUGCAGCCGCAAACGGCAAUGUCACCACAACAACAAAGGAUGAUGUCUCCUCAAGAACAAAUGAUGAUGGCCCCACAGAUAAUGUCACCACGGCAACAGAUGAUUAUACAACAAGAACAGAAUAUGUCCCACCAAAUGAUGCAAUCAGAUAUUAUUUCACCACAGCAACAAAAGAUGUUACAGCAAGAACAGAGUAUGUCCCCUCAAAUGAUGCCAUCACAGAUGAUGUCACCACGGCAACAAAUGAUGUUACCACAGCAACAGAUGAUGUCUUCACAAAUGAUUUCACCACAGCCGAUGAUGAUGAUGAUGCCACAGCAACAGCAACAGGGUUAUGGUCCACCCUCAAUCCCUACUCCAACUGCCAUGAUAAUUAAGCAAGCAAGUAUGUCGCCCCUUGCUGCGCGCCGUCUGCAACCCUCUCCAACUCCAUCCCACCGCUCUGUUAUCAUGCCCUCCCCACAGAUGCAACGCCAUCCCUCUGCCUUGGCUUCCACAGUACCUUCUCCUAUGCUUCCACAGAGACGAAGCCCCUCCCCACAACCAUCCAUGAGGAGUGGGUUUGUUAGCACCGUAAGACCCCCCUCUGUUAUGUCGAGACAUAUCUCAACUCCUUCCUCCCCCAUGGCGUCCCCCCUUGCCCGUCGCAGAAUGCAACCUCAGAGAUCGCCAUCUCCUCUAACCCGAGGACCCUCACCCCCUCACUCUCCUAGUGCUUCUAUGAUAUGGCAAAGUCCUCCCCUCUCGCCAAGAGCAUCAAUGAGGCAAUGUUCUCCACCUUCCUCACCCCGUUCUUCCAUGAGGAGGCGAAGUCCCCUACCGUCACCCACUCCUGCUCACAGCUCAUUAGGAGGGAGAAGGGUGUUUGGGGCAACCUCUCCUCCCCUCUCCCCUGGUCAUGCAUCUCCCCCUCUCUCUCCACAGCUCAGUAGAAGACCACCCUCUCCCUCUCCCUCUCCUUCUCCAUCUUGUCGCGGUUUAUCCCCUGCAGGGCCCGAUCCUACCCCAUCAUCUCCCACCCUCUCUCGUCGCUCAACUCGGCUACUCAGGGACCCCAGCCCCCUGGCCAGGCCCAGGAUGGGGGGAAAUGUUCCUUUAGGUACUGUCAGACCCUCCCCUAUGGGUCUCCGAGGGCGUCCAGUGCCCCCACCCACCCAGAAUGUGCGUCCAUUCCGUGCCUCCUCUAUAAGAAGCAAUAGGUCUUCUGUUCUCACGGUGGACUCCUCCCUCCACUCUUCCCCAUUCAACUCCCCUCACGUGAUCCACCGUGCUCCCCUGGCGAGGAGAGAGUCUGGCCGAUUUCCUCCUCGCGCCAUAGCUCGAGGACGUCCGGUCUUGGCUCAGCAAUCUAUGAGAAGGAUGCCUCCUGCUUCUCCACAGCCCUCCCUGAAACACAUGCAUCAUCCUGCAUCCGCACACCCCUCUCCUCGACUCUCUCCUCAGCCCUCCCCCCUCCUACCCCCUCGCACUGCCAAUGCACCCACUCAUACACCAGAAAUGUAUGUGCCUGGCUCCUAUGCUGAUCCUUAUACUGAGCAUUCACUUGCCCCCUCUUCUCCCAUGUUAUCUGGUGCUUUGCAGAACCAGGUUAACCGACAAGCCUCUUUCUCUUCACCCCUUGGCCCAGAGGCAGCCCAGGUUGUAGGCAUGAGUGAGAUGGCUACUGAAUAUGUAGAACCUUAUGUUCCCUCAUCCCCUACGCUCUCUGGCGCAAUGCAAAACCAGGCCAUUCGAGAUGCGUCCUAUGUUUCUCCUUUACAAAGACCACUGUCACCUUAUGAACAGCCUAUGCCCCCUUCUUCCCCAAUGCUGUCUGAAGCUCUGCAAAAUCAGGCAGUGAGAGAGGCAUCCUAUGUGUCUCCUAUUCAAAGGCCUCAGUCCCCAUAUACUCCAUCUGUACCUUCAUCUCCCAUGCUCUCUGGAGCCAUGAGACAUGGUCAGGCACUAAAAGGUGUGGCUUCUUAUCAGACUCCACAGCUCCGUUCACCAUACGGUCCAACAGUUGUUACCCCAUACGAUUAUAUCGCUGAGCCUGGUCCAGCACCAUUGCUCUAUGAUGCCCUGCAGAACCGAUCUGAUUUGAAGAAUGUCUCAUCUUUAAGAUCGCCAAUGAUGCAACGCCGUAAUCCAUAUGCACCAGCUAGACCUCAGCUCCACCAUGCAUUACAACAGAACCCAAACAUCCGCCAAGCAUCUUAUCAGACACCUGUGCAACUUAGACAGUCCCCAUAUGGGCCCCCACCACCCUCAUCACCAAUGUUAGGAAGUGCCCUCCAAAACCCACAGUUGAUGCAGGCAUCCUACCGAUUGCCAAACGGAACCUUGGUGUCACCAUAUGCAGAUUCACGUUCCUCCCCUUUGCUCGACCAUGCCUUGCAAAACCAACAACUCCGUGGAGCUUCAUACACCUUGCCUGAUGGGUCAUUUAUCAGGGACCCUCGUGUACCCCAGAAGCCCAUGUCUCCUAACCUUUCCAGAGCUCUUCAGAAUCAGGAUCUUAGGACUGCUUCAUAUACUCUCCCUGAUGGCACCAUUAUAGACCCUAGACAGCAACAACCAAUUUCCCCAAACCUGGCUAAGGCCCUUACCAACCCAGCUCUGCGUGAAGCCUCCUACUCUCUCCCCGACGGUACCAUUGUGAUUGACCCCAGGAAACAGAAGUCCCCAAACCUGGCAGCAGCACUUCAGAACCCUUACCUGAAAAAUGCAUCAUACACCCUGCCAGAUGGCACUAUCGUCAUCGAUCCCCGGAAACCUUUCUCUCCAAACCUGUCCAGUGCCCUUCAAAACUCUUCCCUGCGGAACGCCUCCUUCACUCUACCAGAAGGGGUUCAUGACCCUAAUAAACCCAUCCCACCAAAUCUGGCUAAGGCCCUCAGUAACCCAGCUUUGAAAGGAGCUUCAUACACCCUCCCAGAUGGAACUAUUAUAAUAGACCCAAGGAAACCAAAGAGCCCCACCCUGACAGCCGCCCUGCAGAACCCCUGUCUAAAGGAUGUGUCGUACACUCUGCCUGAUGGAACCAUCAUCAUUGACCCACGGAAACCAGUUGCCCCUGACCUGUCUACAGCUCUUUUGAAUGAGAACCUUCGUAAUGCAUCAUACCGGCUUCCUGAUGGUUCCUUGAUUAUCCCGGGCCAGAGGCCCUCCACUCCCAACCUUGCAGCUGCUCUGAGGCAAAGCCAGGCACUCCGUUCUGCAGGUCUCUUUCAUCUGCCAGAAACCUCAGUACUGACAGGCGCGCCCAAACCCACCCCUCCCAAUCUCGCCUCUGCACUGCAGAAUGAGGAACUCCGUGGUCUAAGUUUCAGGCUGCCAGAUGGCUCUCUUCUCACACGUCGGUUCCACAACCCCAGCCUGUCUGAUGCCAUCCAAAACCAACAGCUUCGUUAUGCCUCAUACAGGGUGCCAACAGGCCUGCAGGGCGAGGAUAAUCGCUAUGCUGUGGUUCCUCCCUAUGGGCCGUGCUCAGGCCACUGGGCCAGGAAUGCCCAAGGAGGAGGGGAAGGAGGGCAGGACGUUUGGGCAGCUGAGAGGGUUUUACCACAUGGCACGGUACAGAAUCUGUCAAAGUGGUCCAUGUACAGAGAAGACGGCAUUUUAGAAGGAUAUUCCCCCACUCCUCGAUUUGUGGACGGACAGCCUCAGGACCCAGACUGGACUCCUGACAGAGAUAGAGCACCUGGUCAAAGCUGGUAUGACAAGAUCUUCUCUGUCCUAAGCAUGCCCACAACAGGCUACAGGGUGAAGCGCUGGGUGGAGGGAAUGGAGGACAUGACACAGCUGCCUGAGCUGAAUGAGACCACAGUUCUGAUGAACCUGAAGAAGCGCUACGACCAGGAAUUCGUCUAUACCUACAUAGGCAGCAUCCUCGUGUCUGUGAAUCCCUACAAGUUGCUCAACAUUUACGGCACAGACAUGGUGCUUCAGUAUGAAGGCCGCGGCCUGUGUGACAACCCUCCUCAUCUUUUUGCCAUUGCUAAUCUGUCAUAUACCACCAUGAUGGAUGCCAAAAAUGACCAGUGUAUUGUGAUCAGCGGAGAAAGCGGGUCAGGAAAGACUGAAGCUACUAAACUGAUCCUGCGUUACCUGACAGCUAUACAUCACAAACGCAACGUCACACAGCAGAUAGAGAUCCUGGAGGCCACGCCCCUUUUGGAGUCCUUUGGGAAUGCCAAAACAGUGCGCAACGACAACUCGUCACGCUUUGGCAAAUACACGCAGAUCUACAUGGAAGAGGGUGUAAUCAGCGGUGCCAUAACGUCUCAGUACCUGUUGGAGAAGUCCCGCAUUGUCUUUCAGGCCAAAUCGGAGAGGAACUACCACAUCUUCUAUGAGAUGUUGGCUGGUCUUCCUCCUCAUGAGAAGCACUCACUUUAUCUGCAGGAAGCUGAGACUUACUACUAUCUGAAUCAGGGAGGGGACUGUACCAUAGAGGGGAAGGAUGACGGGGAGGACUUCAGGCGUCUGCUGAGUGCCAUGGACAUCCUUUGUUUCACCCCAGAGGAGCAAAACGGCAUCUACAGAUUGCUGUCCUCUGUCCUUCACCUGGGGAAUGUCUACUUCCAGCCACACCAGGCUGAGGGUCAGGAGGUCGCGUCAGUGGUGAGUGCGCAGGAGAUCAGGGUUGUCGCUGAGCUCCUGCAGGUCUCGCCUGACGGUCUGCAAAAGGCUGUCACUUACAAACUGAUGGAUACAGUACGGGAGAAGAUCUACACUCCACUCACAGUGGAGAGUGCUGUGGAUGCCAGAGAUGCUGUUGCCAAGAUCCUGUAUUCGCUGCUGUUUAGUUGGCUGACAGAGCGCAUCAACGGACGGGUCUACCCCCGCAACGAAGCCCUCUCCAUCUCUAUACUGGACAUAUAUGGAUUUGAGGAGCUACAGGUGAACAGUUUUGAGCAGUUGUGCAUCAACUACGCCAAUGAAACUUUGCAGUUCUACUUUAACAGGGUCAUCUUCCAGGAGGAGCAGGAGGAGUACAUGCGGGAGCAGAUUGAGUGGCAGCAGCAGCCUUAUAGCCACAACCAGGCCUGUCUUGACCUCAUUGCUGCUAAGCCUCAUGGGAUACUGCGCAUACUGGACGACCAGUGCGGUUUCCCUCAGGCAACAGACCACACCUUCCUCCAGAAGUGCCACUAUCACCAUGGAAACAACCCGCUGUACGCCAGGCCAAAGAUGCCACUGCCAGAGUUCACCCUGAAACACUACGCUGGGAAGGUCACUUAUCAGGUGUACAAAUUCUUGGAUAAGAACUUUGACAUUGUCCGCCAGGAUGUUUUAGACCUCUUCAUCCAGAGCAAGAACAGAAUGGUUUCCAGCCUCUUCUUGAAGCACUCAGAGUGUGUGUCUCAGCAGCGGUCUAAUGUUCGACGCAGCAGCACGGCGCGUCGUUAUCAGGCCAACACGGUCAGCGCAAAGUUUCAGAGCAGCCUGCAGGAGCUGCUGGAGAAGAUGGAGAGGUGUAACCCUUAUUUUGUGCGAUGCAUCAAGCCAAACCAUCAUAAGGAGCCAGGAGUGUUUGACAUGGAGCUGGUCAGCACUCAGCUGCAUUACUCUGGUAUCAUGGAGACCAUCCAUAUCAGGAAGGAGGGUUAUCCAAUCAGAUUGCACUUUCACAGCUUCCUAUCAAGAUACAAAGCUCUGCUCUGCCUGAAGGAUCUUCCGCCUGCAGACGGAGAGAACUGUGUCAUGGUGCUCUAUAAACUCGGCCCGGUAAAAAACGGCUCGUAUCAGCUGGGGGUCAGUAAGAUUUUCCUGAAAGAAGAGUUGUAUCAGCUGUUGGAGGGGAAGCGUGAUCGUGUGCUGAACAUCGCUGCCAUGACGCUGCAGAGACACACGCGCAUGUGUUUUGUCCGAAAGAACUUUGUCAAGUUCAGGCGCCGUGUGAUCCUGUUUGAAGCUCGCUGCAAAGGCCACCUGGCCAGGAAAAAGUUUGCUCUGAGGAGGAAGUACCUGAUCAGGUUCCGCUCUGCCGUGCUGCUCAUCGUCAACCGCCGGCGUUACAUGAGGACAGUGGUGGAGCCGGCAAGGAAGGCGGAGGAGGAUCGCAUCAAUAGAGAAGUGGUGAAUGUGACAACACUGCCGAUCCCUGCUGAGCUGGCAGCCCUGCUGCAGGCGGCCUCAGGUGGUGAAGAGCUGCAUUCUGACUGCUUGGCUGUGGUCCAGGCUCCAAAGGUACAGGUUGACCCUCAGCUUAUCCUGCCCCUGGAUAUCAACAACUACCUCAUGACACACUACAUUCGGGCCAUAUUUAGGGAGCCAUUGUUUGGGAUGCUGACAGCCCCACUGGAGAGCUCUCUGAUUAGACUAGACGAGGAGCUAAAACAAGGAGCGCUGAACAUUUUUACUCUGAUUCUUAGGUUCAUGGGUGAUCCUAACCUGAAUGGAGCUCAGGAGAAUCUGUUUGGGAACUACAUCAUCCAAAGAGGACUGGCCGAACCCAGCCUCCGAGAUGAGAUCCUGGCUCAGGUAGCCAAUCAGGUGUGGAGGAAUCCUAACAUUUUGAAUUCAGAGCGUGGUUGGCUCCUCCUCUCCUCUUGUCUCUCUGCCUUCCUGCCCUCUCAAAGACUGGCCAAGCCUCUGCUGAAAUUUGUGUCUGACUACGGGCCGGAGGGCUACGACUGUGUGUGUCAGCACCGACUCCUUCAGGCUCUGCAGCGGCUGAACUCCGGGCCACAGCACGUCCGGACAUACCCACCCUGUCUGCUGGAGUGGACCGCCAAUCGCAAGAGAGCUCACACGGUCGUGCACAUACACUGUUUCGAUGGUGUGUCCUUCCUCUGUCCUCUACACUCCUGGACAACAGGAGAAGAGAUGGCCAAAGACAUCUUACAACACAGGGGUGUAGUGGAGGGCCAUCGAGGCUGGUCGGUGCUGCUGAAGGAGUCGGCUCAGUGGGUGGAGCUGGAGGGCUCAGACUACGUUCUGGACUUGAUGUCGGACCUGGAGCUUCCUGCUGGCUUCCCCAAACACAGCAGCUACUUCAUCAUCUCUGCACAGGAACCAACCAGAGUGCGGCCCAAUGCCAGCAUAAGCCUACUGGGUGGUGGGUUUGAAAUAAACAACGGUGUCAUAUCUUUAGCCAUACCUGGCUCUGAUGGACAAGACUUAGAGCCUCAGAGAGGGAUGGAUCGUUAUCUCGACAGCCUGUUUGACCCUGUACUGUCUGACAGAACUGGAGAAGUAGAAUCAGCUCCAGGACUUUCCAGCAGGAUGAAGGGGGCCGGGGGAGUUGGAGGGGGGUGGCAACAGCAGGGGCAGUCCACCGGCCCCCCACCUCCACCUGGAGCUGUGAGAGUCCUCCCUGUGGGAGGUGUGAUGUCACCCCCUGUUGCUGCCGUGGCACCUGUAACACCUGACGCCCAGCAGGCUGUUUUGGCCCAGCAGCAGGCGAUUGUGAACCAGCAGGCCAUCAUCAUGGCCCAGCAGAUGACCAUGCAGGCCAUGGCCAUGGUCAGCAGCCCAGUGUCAAGCCCUCCCACCUCCCCAAUCACAAGCCCUCCUAUGAGUCCCCUUUUCCACCACCCUCCCAGCCCGUACGCCCCUGCCAGCCCAUAUGCUGUCAUACCUCCAAGUCCUUAUGCUAACAUCCCACCCAGCCCCUACGCUAACUUCACUCCCACUCACUACGCUGCAGCAGACAUCCCGCCAAGCCCCUAUCCUCCCAACGCUCAACAGAAACAAACACAACCUCAGCCCCAGACUCAGCCCGAAGCUCAGCCUCAGGCCACCCACCGCAACCUUAAACCUCAGCCAAGCUCCACUAAAACUAACGAAACUGAGCCAACCCAGCCAGAAGCUAACCCUGCCUCUCGGGUUCAGUCAGGUAAGCACAGCGUCCCUCGGAGGAAGGCUCCAGGCAUCCCCAUCAACAAGGACCAACCAGCCAGGAAGUUUGCCCCAGUGGUGACAUCUCCUCUGCCCCCUGCUGGAGAGGUGGUGAAGUACUCGGCACGGAAUUCGUAUCACAUCAUCCCCAGCCAAGAUAUUCAAGAAAUCAUCAAAAGAUACAACUCACCACCUCCCCCGCCAGACCCGCUGCCACCUGGCAAGAGGAGACCAGAGGGGAAGUUUAAGAAGAAGCAAACCCCUCAUGAUGAAGCUUUGCGAAUCCUCAAACCCCAGAUGGACAGCCCCCCUGCUCCACAGCCCAAGCGUCCUGUUGCCCCCUCGCCGUCUGCAUCUGCAGUGAAAGAGGUGGGAUUUAAACCCACCAAGAGUACGAAGACAAGGGCACCCGGUCGUCCUCUCCCUGUACCUCCACCAGUUUCUCGAGAGCUCCCAGUGGAGACAGAGACCCUCCAGACAAAGCUUCAUCAGAGCACCAACGAAGAACACUACACAUACACCAACGUUCCCUGGAGACUGUACCUCAGGAAGGAGGUUUUCUAUCCCAAAGACAGCUACAACAAUCCUGUGGUGCUUGACCUCAUUUUCAAACAGAUAGUGAAUGACACUCUGUCAGAGGCGUGUGUGCGCAUCACCCGGGAUGAAAGGCAGAAAAUGAAAGCUCUUUUCGCUAAACACGGGGUUGAACAGAAUAUGGAUCCAGUGGAGGAGCACGUGAAAAAAACAGUCGUGACGGCGGCUAGGGACACUUGGGAAAUAUACUUCUCCCGGCUCUUCCCUGCCUCGGGUAGUGUAGGAACAGGUGUGCAGGUGUUAUCAGUGUCGCACAGUGGAAUUAAGCUGUUGAAGACCGUAAAAAGCAGCACUGCAGCUCCAGACUACUUCAGAGUCCUACGACCAUACACCUAUGCGGACAUCUUGUUUGUAACCAUCCCAUCUGAGAACGUGCUGGAGUUCAACCUGACCAAUGAGAAGCUGAUCCUAUUCUCAGCCAAGGCACCACAAGUCAAACACCUCAUGGACACCUUCAUCAGCGAGAUCAAAAGGGACUCAGACUAUGUAAUCGCUGAACAUAACUUUGUGACAGACGACCGCUCGAUGCUCAGUUUCCACAAAGGAGACAUCAUCAGGUUGCAGGUUAUGGACGGCCUGAAGAAAGGUUUCAGCUACGGCUGCGUGGUGAGGAAGAAGGUGGUGUUUUUGGAGGAGCUGAAGAGAGACACUCAAGACUUUGGUUGGAAGUUUGGUGCUGUGUUCGGCCGCUCCGGUGCGUUCCCGGUCGAGUGCGUCCAUCCCGUUGCUCCUCCGGACUUCCUGUCGCUGCCGCUGGACCGUACGGCGGAGCCUCGUGGGGGAGCGGGACAGUUUGCUGCGUCAUCAGCCAUCGCUGUUGCCGUGGGGUCCACCAUGGCUGCACAAGAAAUAGAUCAAACAAUUGAGAGAGUUUCUCUUGAUGGCUUUGCUGAUGGAGAUCUGGAUGAGAGGGCCCUGCAGGACAGUAAAUUUGACAUGUUGGAGUUUGCCAAGAAGUACUUCAGACAGGGACCCAGUGGGAAGAGAGAUUCCCUGAAAAGCAAAAGCAAGAACAGAGACUCCAGGGAGCCCAGUGAAAUGAUCAAGUUCUCUAAGACCCCUCUGACCGAGUCUCUGAUAGAGUUCACUGAUCCAGCCAUGAACAGAGUGGCAGCUGAUCUCUUCCUGUCAACGACGCGCUUCAUGGGUGAUUCCCCGUCAAGGGGACUGACAGAACAGGAAGUGGUCAGCACUUUCCUCAAGCUCAUAGGAGAGUUCACCUUGAUGAGGGAUGAGGCUUACUGCCAGCUCCUCAAACAGCUUACUGCUAACACCAGCUCCAAACCUGACAGUUGCCAGCGAGGCUGGAGGCUGCUGUACAUCCUGACCGCUUUCCAUCGCUGCUCCGAAGUCCUCAAGCCUUUCCUAUUGAAAUACCUGCAGCAGGCCUCUCGCUGCGCCGGGGCACAGUAUCAGGGCAUAGCUAAAGCAUGCGAGCAGAACCUGAAGAAGACCUUCCAGUACGGUGGCCGCAUUGUUCCACCCAGCAGCAUGGAGCUGAAGGCUAUGAUGGCGGGACGAAGUUCAAAACGUCAGCUGUUUCUCUUUCCUGGAGGCAUCGAGCGUCAAGUGAAAAUCAAAACGUGCUCUGUUUCCCUGGAGGUGACUGAGGAGCUGUGUUACGAGAUGGGCUUACACAGACUGGAGGCCAUGGAAGAAUACGCCAUAUUUUUAGUGACCAAUAGAGGUCAGAAUGUGCGUCCCCUGAACAAACACGAGUACAUCCUGGAUGUCGCGACAGAGGCCGAGUUAGUCGACACCAACUACAGCUUUUGGUUCAGACGAGUUGUCUGGUCUCAGCCGCUCAAGUUUGAGAACGAGCUCUGUGUCGCGAUGCAUUAUAACCAGAUUUUGCCGGACUACCGUAAAGGCCUGCUAAAUGUUCUUCCACAUGGAAAAGUGAGCGAUCAACAGUUCCACCAGAUCUCCAAGCUGGCGGCUUUGCAGCACAGAGCCAAAGACCUCAUCUUCCACCCCAGCAUACAUGAAUUAUCGGAGUACGUCGCCACACCUCUGUUCAAAAAGCAGCCACCCCAGCAGUGGGUUACCAUGGUGACGCAGCACAUGCAGCAAGUACAAGCCCUGAAUCCGCACCAGGCCAGAGCACAGUUUCUGGGCCUGGUCAGUGCAUUCCCCAUGUUUGGCUCCUCGUUCUUCUACAUCCAUAGCAGCAGUUCCACCACCUUCUAUGCCCCAUGCAUUGUUGCCAUCAAUCAACUUGGUCUCCACUUCCUGCACAAAACUACACAUGAGCCGAUGGCUGUGGUCCCCCUGGUGGAAGCGCAGUCCAGCCGCACCCAGAGGCCCACUGCCGGAAACUGUUACCCGUAUGUAGACCUCACCCUGGGGGACAUGAACACACAACGGGUCAUUCAGCUGCAGCUUGAGCAGGGCCUGGAGUUGUGUCGAGUCAUCGCCAUGCAGGUGGAAAACAUGAUGUCGGUGCGGGAGAAGAGGCUCACCCUGCCACCCAGCGAAAUCACCAUGUUAUAACACAUGCUCAUGCUUAAUUGUAUGCACACAAUUGUAUAAAAUUACACACACAUACAGUACACGUAGAUGAAACCUGUAAAAAUAGCCUACCUCUUCUUGCCUUCAGGUGUUUGUUAUACGUAGCUCACACACAGACGCUAAUAUAAUAUGUGAAUGCAUAGGUGUAAUUGAUUAUUGUACUGCAUGUACUGAACAAAGUGAAGCCUAGAAGCAGUGAAUGUCGAUACUGAUUAAUGUUUCUUUUCAGGUUGACACCUUGAUAAUUGCACUUACUACUGUAAGUUUAAUUUAUUUCACAUUAAAUAUGUUUUAUCUGUGUAGAAGCUGUUAAUGAACCGUGAGGAAGCUUCACAGGCCUGUGCCUUGUCAUUACAAAGUUUUAUAACUGAUAUGUUUUUUAUUUUUUUUAUUACUGCUGUUGACUGUAAAACUUGAUGUUAGUGUAAAACAUUGUUUUGUUCAACCAAUGUUAAUGUAUCAACUUGCUUAUUUUGUAUAAAAUAUUUUAUCAAAAUAAACUAAUCAAUUUUAA
Molecule: messenger RNA, 12931 nt
Organism: Xiphias gladius (swordfish)
Lineage: Eukaryota; Metazoa; Chordata; Actinopteri; Istiophoriformes; Xiphiidae
Gene: myo15ab
Product: myosin XVAb
Exons: 74
Coding region: 1-12399 (4132 amino acids)
Cellular component (GO): myosin complex; cytoskeleton
Molecular function (GO): cytoskeletal motor activity; protein binding; ATP binding
Source: RefSeq, a predicted model, not a curated record